AUGGCUACUGGGACGAAGGCGCCUCAGCCUUCCUCCAUUCCCAAGGGACCUCAGCCUUCCUCCAUUCCCAAGGGACCUCAGCCUUCCUCCAUUCCCAAGGGACCUCAGCCUUCCUCCAUUCCCAAGGGACCUCAUACUUCCUCCAUUCCCAAGGGACCUCAGCCUUCCUCCAUUCCCAAGGGACCUCAGCCUUCCUCCAUUCCCAAGGGGCCUCAUACUUCCUCCAUUCCCAAGGGACCUCAGCCUUCCUCCAUUCCCAAGGGGCCUCAGCCUUCCUCCAUUCCCAAGGGACCUCAGCCUUCCUCCAUUCCCAAGGGACCUCAGCCUUCCUCCAUUCUCAAGGGGCCUCAAACUUCCUCCAUUCCCAAGGGACCUCAGCCUUCCUCCAUUCCCAAGGGGCCUCAUACUUCCUCCAUUCCCAAGGGACCUCAGCCUUCCUCCAUUCCCAAGGGACCCCAGCCUUCCUCCAUUCCCAAGGGGCCUCAUCCUUCCUUCAUUCCCAAGGGGCCUCAUCCUUCUUCCAUUCCCAAGGGGCCUCAUCCUUCCUCCAUUCCCAAGGGGCCUCAUCCUUCCUCCAUUCCCAAGGGGCCUCAUCCUUCUUCUGUUCCCAAGGGGCCUCAGCCUGGUUCCAUUUCCAAGGGGUCUCAGCCUUCUUCCAUUCCCAAGGGGCCUCAGCCUGGUUCCAUUUCCAAGGGGCCUCAUCCUUCCUCCAUUCCCAAGGGGCCUCAGCCUUCCUCCAUUCCCAAGGGACCUCAGCCUUCCUUCAUUCCCAAGGGGCCUCAUCCUUCCUCCAUUCCCAAGGGGCCUCAUCCUUCCUCCAUUCCCAAGGGGCCUCAUCCUUCUUCUGUUCCCAAGGGGCCUCAGCCUGGUUCCAUUUCCAAGGGGCCUCAGCCUUCUUCCAUUCCCAAGGGGCCUCAUACUUCUUCUAUUCCCAAGGGGCCUCAGCCUGGUUCCAUUUCCAAGGGGCCUCAGCCUGGUUCCAUUUCCAAGGGGCCUCAGCCUUCUUCUAUUCCCAAGGGGCCUCAGCCUGGUUCCAUUCCCAAGGGGCCUCAGCCUGGUUCCAUUUCCAAGGGGCCUCAGCCUUCCUCGAUUCCCAAGGGGCCUAAGACUUCCUCCAUUCCCAAAGGGGCCUCAUACUUCUUCUAUUCCCAAGGGGCCUCAGCCUUCUUCUAUUCCCAAGGGGCCUCAGCCUGGUUCCAUUCCCAAGGGGCCUCAGCCUGGUUCCAUUUCCAAGGGGCCUCAUACUUCUUCUAUUCCGAAGAGGCCUCAGCCUGGUUCCAUUUCGAAGGGGCCUCAGCCUUCUUCCAUUACCAAAAGGCCUCCUUCCUCUAUUCCCAAGGGCCCGCAUCCUUCCUCCAUUCCCAAGGGCCCCCAGCCUCCCUCCAUUCUCAAGGGCAUUCUUUUACUUCAGCCCUGGUGUGA
Messenger RNA from Xenopus tropicalis (tropical clawed frog), 1422 nucleotides. RefSeq names its product proline-rich protein 2-like. The transcript is spliced from 2 exons. The coding region runs from base 1 to 1422 and encodes 473 amino acids. Lineage: Eukaryota; Metazoa; Chordata; Amphibia; Anura; Pipidae. The record is from RefSeq and is a predicted model, not a curated record.